Messenger RNA from Portunus trituberculatus (swimming crab), 4840 nucleotides. It is a transcript of the gene Atg7, whose product is annotated as ubiquitin-like modifier-activating enzyme ATG7. Bases 162 to 2270 code for a protein of 702 amino acids. Gene Ontology annotation, biological process: cellular response to nitrogen starvation; piecemeal microautophagy of the nucleus; protein modification by small protein conjugation. Gene Ontology annotation, molecular function: Atg8 activating enzyme activity; Atg12 activating enzyme activity. The transcript has 16 exons. NCBI's taxonomy places the organism in Eukaryota, Metazoa, Arthropoda, Malacostraca, Decapoda, Portunidae. Gene Ontology annotation, cellular component: phagophore assembly site; cytoplasm. The record is from RefSeq and is a predicted model, not a curated record.
AAGAGUGACACCGUUAUGAAUGUUGAACCACCUCCACCGUGAUGUAAACAGAGGCAGUGUCAGCUGUGAGACAGGGAGGGUGGUUGGGUGACGCCCAUUUAUUGGCUUAUGUGGUGCAAUUACAUCAUAGACACUCUCCCACGGCUGCAGGAACAAAGAAAAUGUCAGCAAGAGAAGGCGUAGCUGCAGGCAUGGACCAUAGUGGGAGAGAACCAACUAUCUUACAGUCUGUACCGUUCAGCUCAGCUGUAGAUGCCGGCUUUUGGCACCACUUCACUCAGCUCAAGCUGGAUGUGCUGCAGCUGAGUGAGCAGGCUGUCCCAGUGAUGGGAAGCUAUACCAACACUGAUACCCCUGGGCUGCCUCCACGCCUCUAUGUGGAAUAUGAUGCUCUGGAAAGGAGAAAAACAGCAUCCAGAUGGUCCUGCCAUGCUACAGGGACUCUGAUCAACACCAACACCAUCGAGGAGUUCCGGAAUCGCAGCAAACAAGACUUGCUGAAGGGAUCUGCUACCACUCUCUGGGAAGCCAUCACCUCAGGCCAAGCUCUGCAGGACCCCUCAGUGCUGGCAUCCUUCCUCAUGUUCACCUUUGCUGAUCUGAAGAAGUAUCAUUUUUAUUACUGGUUUGCCUUCCCAGCCUUCACUUACCCCAAGGCCAUGCACAAGAAACCACCUCAGUCCUUCACUGAUGCCUUAACUCAGAAAGAGAUUGAAUCUUUGCUAGCAUCAUAUACAAGUCAAGAAGUUGAUUUCAAUCAGGGCUUCUUCAGUAUCACCAAAAGUGAUGAGGAGUUCACUGUUCACCCUCUGAGGGAUUACCCCAAGCUUCGCACUGCCGCUGAUAGCAAGUCCAACCAAGAGGUCUACCUGGGCAUAUCAGACCCCAGCACACUGCCAAGCAACCCAGGCUGGACACUACGCAACCUGCUCACUUUGGUGGCCAUCAGGUGGUCCAAACAGUGGCAGAGUUAUAAAGUGGUGUGUCUGAGGGUGCGAACCAGGAACGGUGUGCAAGAUGCUUCUCAUAGUCUUGUGGUUGAGGUUGACUUGAGUGAGGAGCCAGAGUCACUCAUUCCCUCAGAGAUGCCACCAUGUCUUGGCUGGGAGAAAAAUGAAAGAGGAAAGAUGGGACCUCGUAUGGUUAACCUAUCAGCAAAUAUGGAUCCCACCAGGUUGGCAGAGUCUGCAGUGGACCUGAACUUAAAGCUGAUGCGGUGGCGGGUCGCGCCUCAGCUCAACCUGGGUGUGGUACAGCAGACCCACUGCCUCUUGCUUGGUGCUGGCACUCUGGGCUGUGCUGUGGCACGGUGCCUCAUGGGAUGGGGUGUGCGACACAUCACUCUCGUGGACAGUGCAAAGGUGUCUUACAGUAACCCAGUCAGACAGAAUCUUUUCACCUUCAGUGACUGCCAGAGUGGAGGGCGGCACAAGGCUGUAGCUGCUGCUGAAGCACUGCUCCAGAUCUUCCCAAAAAUGAAUAGUAAAGGGGUAGUGUUGAGCAUCCCCAUGCCAGGUCACACUGUUGGGGAAAGUUUACUGAAUCAAGUGAAGGAAGAUGUGUCUACUUUAGAGCAGCUCAUAGAUGAACAUGAUGCAAUCUUCCUUUUGAUGGACUCGAGGGAGAGCAGAUGGCUUCCUACAGUAAUUGGUGCUGCUAAGCAAAAGCUUGUUCUCACUGCUGCGUUGGGUUUUGACUCCUUCCUGGUGAUGCGACAUGGAAUCAGGGAAGUAGGGACGGAGGUUUCCCUCCCUUCCACCACAGCCAUUCCCCGUAACUCCAUUCCCGGCAAAAUGUUGGGCUGCUACUUUUGUAAUGACGUUGUUGCUCCAGGAAAUGUGAGUUCAACGCAUGACCGCACACUGGAUCAACAGUGCACAGUGACCCGACCUGGGGUGUCCUACCUUGCAGCUGGCCAUGUCACUGAGCUCCUGGCUGCAAUACUCCAACACCCUGACAAAGGACUGGCAGAGGCCAGUGUAAAAGAGCAAGGCAAUGUGAAAGAGGGAGUGUUGGGUCCAGUUCCUCACUCCUUACGAGGGUUUCUGGGAAGACACCAGCUCCUCACUCCGGCAUCCACGUCCUUUGACCAGUGCUCAGGCUGCUGCAGGGAGGUUUUGAAAGCUUAUAUGGAAGAGGGUUUUGAAUUUCUACUGAAAGUAUUCAACUCAACUGCAUACUUGGAGGAGGUGUCUGGCCUCAGCAGACUUCAUCAUUGUGUUGAUGAUUCUCAGGUGUGGGAGCUGAGUGAUGAGGAAGACAUGGAGUGAUGUGACCAGGUGGCCAAGGCUUGAAGAGAUCAAGUUGUGUUUUGUAUAGUUUUGUCAUUGACACUACUUGACAGUUAUUUCAGAUGUGGUUCAGUUCAACCAGAUCUAUCACUGCUGUGAUACAUUCAGACUAUACAGGUUGCCUCUUCAUGGCAGCAGUGGACUGACAGGUCAGAUAGUCAGGCACUGACAAAGAGCAUGGACCAUAAUGAGGCUCAUGAAUAAAUCCUGUCCAUUAUCAAUAGUAUUCACUAUUAUUAUCUUUGUAGGGUGAAAAAAAUUGUUCUGAUCAACCUCAAUGAAGAAAUCCAUGGAUAUUGGUAAUUUAGCUUGUUUGCUUGCUUUCCAAUUGCAUGUAAGCUCCUUACUUUUGUUUUAUUCUUUUAUUGAGUGGUAGAUUUGUUGGCCAUCCCUUUUAGUCUGACAGAAAAUUCUUUAAUGAACCAACUCAUGGUGAGUAACCUGAAGAAGUAUUAGGCUGGACAGUCUAAACUGAAGAGAGAUAAUUCUGACUUCUUAACUACGGUAAAGGUACACUGUAGAGUUUGGAUGUUGUAGAGGGUGUAUGUACUGUUUUCCAGACUUAAUGUUUAGAAACUGAGUGCCACAACAUUUUAGUUGAGGAAGUGAACUAGAGAAAUAGAGAGGAGAAGAAUAAUUUGUUCUAGGGCAGGAGUUCCUAAGCUGAGGUUUCCAAUCUCCCCAAGGGUUCACAAGAAGAUUUCCAGGGGUGCUUAGAUGGCUGAUCUAAUGAUAUCCUUUGCAGUACCUGCAUAUUGAGUUAGUGUCAAUUACUAAAUUAACAUUCUGUUCAUUGUCAGAUUUUGGGGGAUUCAGGCAGAAUGGUAGAUGUUCUUAUAACUCAGGAGGAUCUGAAUAAGAAAACGGUUGAAAACUCUGUUCUGGGGAGUGGAGAGGGUUGCAACUUGAAGCAGUGAUGGCAGUCGGGAGGUAUCAUAAAGGGAAGGGAAGUAAAGAGAGGAGUAGGUUAUAAAGAAAAAUGAUUAUACUCGUAGAAGAUAUUGUGCUUGGCUCUAUGAAAAUCAACAAGGGAGGUCCUAAUACACCAAGAUUGGUGAUGUUAUGAAUAUUUUUUUGUUAUCUUUAGUUCAGUGAUUUCAUGAGUAAUCUAGUCUUGUGUACUCUAAUGGCCAUUCCUUAACAUUCUGCUAUUGAGAUAGCUAUACUAGAACUAUACCUCAUUCAAGCACACACCCAGUCAUUCACACACUCUCUCUCUCUCUCUCUCUCUCUCUCUCUCUCUCUCUCUCUCUCUCUCUCUCUCUCUCUCUCUCUCUCUCUCUCUCUCUCUCUCUCUCUCUCUCUCUCUCUCUCUCUCUCUCAUUAUAUAUUAUUUGAUUUAUCAGGGAGUUGCUCUUUCACACACAGCAUUUAUUGCACAUUUGUAUAUCCUCAUUAUUUCUCCCUGUCUAUAUCUGGUAAACAAGAUGUCUCAGGAUGUUUCAUAUCAUCAGUGCACUAGUGAUUUUUUUCUUCCCCUCUAAACAUACUCUUUCACACCAUAAACAUCAGAUCUCUUGUUUCCUGUUUUCUUAUUGCUAUUUCUUAGACCUUUGUUCAUGCCUUAUUUGCAUGUGUCAGUGUUUUAAUUUUUAUAGGAUGCCUGUUUUACUUCUACGUUCAUUGCAUGGUAGAGCAUAGAAUUGCUUUUAAGAAUUGAUAAUCAGCACAACACCAUUUUAUUUUCUUUGGAUUUUAUAAUUAGUGAAACUUUUGCAUAUGCAGCAUUUCAGGUUGAAGGGCCUCAGACACCAAGCUGGCUGUGAACUAUUAGUGAUGCUGUUAAUAUAUAUAUAUACAUACCUAUUUUCCUUUAAUGUUGGAGAAUAUUCCUUCUGUAUUCUUGUUUACUGGUUUGAAGCCAUAUCAAUUCUUUUAUGUGAAACAAUGUUAUCAUUACUGUGAGGUGCAGUGUUAUGGAUGUUCAGGGAACAAAACUUUAGAAUGCUUAAGUAGAUCUAUUCAGUAACAACAUGCCUCUGACACACUCGUUACCAUCAACAUUUUGUAACACAGACAAUAAUACUGAAAUUUAAUCUACACCAACUACAUAAUUAUUUUCAAUAAAAUGGUCAGUUAUGAAUUUGUAGUAUGAAUAUUUGAGAUAUAAUAAUCACAUAGCUGAUUUAUCAAACAACCAAUGCUCUUUUUCAUUCUAAAUACCAUUGAAACUAUUGUGGGGCACAUAUUUGUGCUUUCUUGUUAUUUACAUGACUUAACUGUACUGCCUGACAGAGGAAAGGAAUGUGCAUCUCUAAUAGAAAGAUAAAUCAGUAGGAAUAGUUUUGCAGUUCAUGUCACACUGACUUAGUAUGGAUCACUGUAAGGAUGUGUUGUCUUUCUAUCAGUAUGGUCUGCAUACACUCGGUGACUGACUGUAGACUUUCACCAUUGUGAAGUGAGGAUGAUGGUCUCCUGCUAACACUUAUAUUCCAAUUUACAAAUUACCUAAUUUAAUUGUGAAUGUCACAAUAUAAUUGUUAUAGUACAGUACAGUUCUUAUAUAAUCCAUAUGUCUCACUAACAUUGUGUCUUGAGAUCCAUAUUAU